UUUAAAACGUGUUUUACUCUCACCGUUCCUUACUUUAAAAAAAGCCUUCCGCUGCAAAACAGUUUUAUCAACUUCGACCGUACUUUAUUCAUAUGGUCUAUUUUUUUUUCUAUACUUGACUAUUUUUAAGGUCAUAGGAGUAGGAACCACUUAAAGUAGCAGAAGCUAAGUAUUUUGGCUAUUUUAAAAUUCCAUCAGCGAGCGCAUAAAUGACAGACGAAUAAAUAACCAGAGAUCUUAAAUAAAGAAGUUCACAAUACGAUUUAUCAAAAACAGCAUAUUUAGAUAUUUUUAAUCAUACAGAAUGACUUUAAUUACAAGGAAGCAUUUUAUAUAUAUAUGUAUUUUACUUUUAACACCAUCUUAUGAUGCAACUGGAUUACAAGGUGUACCGUCAUGGAUAUGUCUUGGCUUAAAAUCACCUUUUAUUAAAUUUGGAAUCAAGGAAGAACAACUAGCUAAUACAAGUAUUCCACUAAAUAUCACAAAAGAUGAGCAAGCGUAUAUGCAUCAAGAGGGUCUUCGUAAGCUCGGUACUUUUAUUAAGCCCAUCGACCUUAGAGACUCUGCGACUGGGUUUGUCAAAGCCGACCUCACAAAAAGACUGACACUUGAUCCGCCAAACACAACAUCUCGCCGUAUUCAUCCAAUACAGGAGGAAAUGGACCAAAAGCAAAUUAUACUUCUUGAUGAAGAUACAGACGAAAAUGGAUUACCGUCCAGCUUAACAGAUGAAGACCGCAAGUUCAUAGUACCAAUGGCUUUAAAGAAUAUAUCACCUGAUCCUCGCUUGAUUGGUACAAAUCCCGCUUCCUCUGUCCUUAAAAAUGACAAGAUAACAAUAACAUCUACCAGCACUACAGAACAAUUGGCCGUUAGUCCCACCUCUAACAUCGAUGACUUGAAGAAACACAUACUGUUUCUACAUAACAUGACAAAAACCAAUACAAACUUCGAAUCGAAGUUUGUUAAAUUCCCCAGUCUCCAGAAAGAUAAGGCUAAGCCGUUGGAUGGAAAUUUUCCCAAACCUGUAAAGCGUCCGCAAAGACCAAUUUUUCAGUAUUCGGCACCCAUUGCUCCACCAACUCAUAAAGUUCUGAAAGAAUCCCCUAGUGAUCACCAGAUUAAUAACUCCAGUGAGGUUAACAUUAUUGAUGCUGUCAAGAAAUUAUCAACAGAGACUCAAGAGCCUUUGUCAAUUGAAACACAGUCAACAACAGCACCUGAAGUUGCUAAAAGCAUACCAGUGAUAAAUUCAAAACAUGUAUUACGCACAACAAAACGUCCUCCUUGUCUGCGUAAUCCGGACUCGCCAAAAUGUAUACGACAGCGUCGUAGGGAGGAACAACAGCGGCAGCGAGAACGUGAUGACUGGUUCCGAGGUCAAUCUGAAUUUAUACGGCCCAACUUUCAGCCUAUUAUACAAACAAUUAAUAAUACCAAGCGGUUCGCAGUAUCUAUUGAAAUACCAGAUUCAUUUAAAGUUCACUCUACAUUAUCUGUAGCUUCUAAGAGAUCAGAGGAAGAAUUACUAUCACGCUUAGAACGUUCUCAACCCAGAAGUAAAAACCGCAUGGUUGACAUAGAAGUAGAUUCUGAAUACAAACCGAUACAAUUUUCUCGAGCUGAGGGUUAUUAUGAGCCCGAUAUCGUAAUGACAUCCGCAAAUGUGGCUAGCGAGCUUGACUUUCUAAGUGAAUCUAUUCAAAAAUACAAUGUGUCUUCUCUAAAUGAGAGUCUUAAUGACACAUCUUCAGAUUCCUCUUACACUGAACAAAUUUAUAUAAAUCCAAAAAACUGCUUUAGCAUUAAUGGCUUAAGUUACAGCCAAAAAAAGUUAUGUGUAAAGCACACCAAUGUUAUGCCAGCAAUAAGUCGUGGAGCCCGAGCAGCAAUUCAAGAGUGCCAAUUUCAAUUUAAAAAUCGUCGCUGGAAUUGCAGUAUUACUAACGAUGAAACUGUUUUUGGUCCAAUGACGAGCUUAGGUAAGUAA
This is a messenger RNA of Drosophila serrata, 1993 nucleotides long. RefSeq names its product Wnt oncogene analog 5 (gene Wnt5). Gene Ontology annotation, biological process: cell fate commitment; multicellular organism development; neuron differentiation. Gene Ontology annotation, molecular function: cytokine activity; frizzled binding. The record is from RefSeq and is a predicted model, not a curated record. Gene Ontology annotation, cellular component: extracellular region. Lineage: Eukaryota; Metazoa; Arthropoda; Insecta; Diptera; Drosophilidae.